Molecule: messenger RNA, 414 nt
Organism: Penicillium samsonianum
Lineage: Eukaryota; Fungi; Ascomycota; Eurotiomycetes; Eurotiales; Aspergillaceae
Exons: 1
Coding region: 1-414 (137 amino acids)
Source: RefSeq, a predicted model, not a curated record
AUGAGCUGCUGCAUGUUUGGCUAUGCAGUUACGAUCAGGGGCGCUAGGAACAUUCUUUCCGCUCUUUCCAUCGAUCAUUUGGAUAAGCGGGUAGAUGAUGCCCUGAGUGACUUGUGCGCGGGUCUUCAUGGGCGUCACAAGAUUGAAUGCUGGGCCCCAUUUCCCAACUUGAUUAGUACAUAUAGAAAGGCCGGCUCGGCUUCCCGGGAUUCAGAUAUCGAGAACAACAACGUGGCUGAAUUCCACAAGGAGCAGGCCUGGAAUAUGGUAUAUAGCACCAGGCGUAAUAUCCACCAAUUGGUUGCUAGUGAGGAAUUCGUUUACUCACAAUGGAAGGAUGAAGAUGUGCCAUGGUCGAGCAAAGCGACUAAGCCCAAGGAGUUUGUUUAUCCUGAUGGAUAUCUUGUCAAUUAA